Molecule: messenger RNA, 2433 nt
Organism: Scleropages formosus (Asian bonytongue)
Lineage: Eukaryota; Metazoa; Chordata; Actinopteri; Osteoglossiformes; Osteoglossidae
Gene: pcsk9
Product: proprotein convertase subtilisin/kexin type 9
Exons: 12
Coding region: 164-2131 (655 amino acids)
Biological process (GO): proteolysis
Molecular function (GO): serine-type endopeptidase activity
Source: RefSeq, a predicted model, not a curated record
UUUUUUGGCGAAGGUGUCCAGUGAUCUCGAGCCAAGCGCUGCACCCGUGCGAAGGAAAGAACAAUAUUUACUUUCUCAGCUGGACCGAACAACUGCUCACCGCUCCGACAGCGUAGCAAAAACUCAUAAUUAAUAAUUGCACCCAAGUCAAGUGACUGCUGAAAUGAGACCGCUGGUGUGUGUCCUGUGCCUUCUGCUGCCCUGCGCCGUGCGUUCCGAGGACUACACGGAGGAUGAGCAGAUGAUCAUCUCUCUGAUCCUGCAGGAUGACACCCGACCGGAACCCGGAGCCGAACCGUCCGCUCGUUUCUACAGGUGCACCAAGGACGCGUGGCGGAUCCCCGGGCAGUACCUGGUCGUGCUGCGGGACGGAAGCCACGAGGGCCACGUGCAGCGCACGGCGCGGCGGCUGCGGGCCACGGCGGCCCGGCGGGGAUACCUCAUCGAGGUGCUGCAGACCUUCUCCGGGGGGCUCCACGGCUUCCUGGUCAGGAUGAGCAGCGACGUCCUGGACAUGGCCAUGAAGCUGCCCCAUGUGGAGUACAUCGAGGAGGACUCGUCCAUCUUUGCCCAAGCCGUCCCCUGGAACCUGGACCGCAUCGUGCUGUCAAAGCACACCGCUGGCAUGUACAGCCCACCAAAUGAUGGAGACCAGGUGGGAGUGUAUCUGCUAGACACCAGUGUGCAAAGCACUCAUCGGGAGAUCGAAGGUCGGGUCUUGAUCACUGACUUUAACAGUGUUCCAGAAGAGGAUGGGGUCCGUGUCCAUAGGCAGGCCAGCAAGUGCGACAGUCACGGGACCCACACGGCAGGUGUGGUCGGCGGGCACGGCUCAGGUGUGGCGCGCCGUGCCAGCGUGCACAGCGUGCGUGUGCUGAACUGUCAAGGAAAGGGCACUGUAUCAGGAGCCUUGGCAGGCCUGGAGUACGUCCGCGCCUCUGUGCUGGAACAGCCCUAUAGCCAGCCUCCCGUUGUGCUGCUGCCCUUUGCUGGGGGGUUCAGCCACACCCUGAACAAGGCGUGUCGGAUGAUGGCACGCGGCGGGGCGAUCCUCGUAGCAGCUGCAGGAAACUACCGUGACGAUGCCUGCCUCUACUCGCCUGCCUCUGAACCACAGGUGAUAACUGUGGGAGCCACAGACUUUGCGGACCAGCCUCUGAGCAUCGGAACAACUGGUACCAAUUUCGGCCGAUGCGUGGACCUUUUCGCCCCAGGAGAUGACAUUGUCAGUGCCUCCAGCGACUGCGCGACCUGUUUCACUGCCAAGAGUGGAACCUCCCAGGCAGCUGCUCAUGUUGCCGGAAUAGCAGCAGUAAUCCUCAACUCCAGCCCCAACCUCACAUCCACUGAAGUCUUGCAGCGAUUGCUGCAGUACUCAGUCAAGCACGCCAUCAACCCCAGCGCGUUCCCAGAGGAGCAUCGCCUAGCUACCCCCAGCAUGGUGGCUGCGCUGCCCACCUCCACAUCCAAAGGUGGGGGCUUGCUGUGCCGUUCUGAGUGGUCUGCAAAGUCCGGCUCUUCGUACUCGGACACGUCGGCCGCCCGCUGCCUUCCCGGGGAGGAGAUGUUUAGCUGCUCUAGUUUCUCUCCCAGUGGUGUUCGAGCAGGAGAAUCCAUCAGUAUUCUGGAAGGGCAGAAAGAAUGUGUGGCUCACAACACGUUUGGAGGCCAGGGGGUGUAUGCCAUCGCUCGCUGCUGCACCUGGAGCGGGGCACGGUGCCAGGCGCAUUCAGGUGUUCAGGAUGGUGAAUUGGCGGUAUGCCCCAGCUCAGAUCACCGCCUCACAGGAUGCAGCUCUCACUCUGUCAGCGGGGAUGCGACAGACACCAUCCACCCUCUCCGCGGUCACCAGAAGGGAUGCUCUGGGAGAGCGGGAGUACGAUCCCACGCCUUGUGCUGCCAGGCUCCUGACUUAGAAUGCCAAGUGAAGGAACAUUCACCUUCUGCCUUCACUGAGCAGGUGGAGCUGUCCUGCGAGGAGGGCUGGACCCUGACGGGCUGCACUGCCCUGUCACGCGGGUCCGUCACUCACGGGGCGUAUCCCAGAGAGAACACCUGCCUGGUGAAAAGCUCCGGUGGAGGCAAGGGAACCACAGUGGUCGCAAUUUGCUGCCGCAGCAGCCAGGCCUAGGGUGACCCCGGCAGUAACCACAAAUAGGUCUGUCCACUGCCGGACAUCAUUCGCACCUUCAGAAUCAUGCCUUAUUUUCCACUUCAGGACUUUCUGCUUUCACAAGCGUAUGGAAGCACCACAGAUGAAAUGUACACAUGUAAAUAUAAUAGUAUUGUAUCAAUUUUUUUACAAUGACAUUGAGUUGUCUAGAUAGCAACCUGAUAUUCAUUCUCUCCUGUAUAAUUGAAUUAUAGCGAUUUUGCUUUUUUGGAAUUCAACCACAAAGGUGUCAUUAAAUUUAACAUGUAACAACAUAUAAA